Molecule: messenger RNA, 2559 nt
Organism: Elgaria multicarinata webbii
Lineage: Eukaryota; Metazoa; Chordata; Lepidosauria; Squamata; Anguidae
Gene: SPINT1
Product: serine peptidase inhibitor, Kunitz type 1
Exons: 10
Coding region: 2-1477 (491 amino acids)
Biological process (GO): extracellular matrix organization; epithelium development; epidermis development
Cellular component (GO): plasma membrane
Molecular function (GO): serine-type endopeptidase inhibitor activity; protein binding
Source: RefSeq, a predicted model, not a curated record
UAUGGCGUUGCUAGCUGGUGCGCAGAAAGGCGCCUCUUUCGGGGAGAGCUGCCUGGCCCAUUUCACAGCUGGCUUGCCGGAGUUUGUCCUGGACACGGACGCCUCGGUGCAGAACGGCGCCACCUUCUUGUCCUCGCCGGAAGUGGAGCGGGGUCGGGACUGCGUGCGGGCCUGCUGCAAGGACCCUCAUUGCAACUUGGCCCUCGUGGAGCAGGUCCCGGGCGGCGACCACGACGCCGUCCAGAGCUGCUUUCUCCUCGACUGCCUCUACGACCAGGCCUUCGUCUGCAAGUUCGCCAGGAAGGACGGCUUCCUCAACUACGUGAAGAGGGACGUCUACGACGCCUAUGUGGCCAUGCGGGAACAAAGGCACCAUAAUGAUAAGCCGCCUAUAGCCAAAGCUUGGAUGGACAUGAAAGUGCAGCCUAAUAAGCCAGCAACACUGAGGGGUACAGAAAGUAUUGAUGACAAUGGAAUCGUGACUUAUGAAUGGACACUCCUCUCUGGCGAUUCCUCCGUGGUGAUGGAGAAAUGGACAGAUCAUGUGAUCCUCACCAAUCUGAACGAAGGGAUUUACAUCGUCCAGCUGACCGUGACCGAUACUGCUGGACAACAGGACUCAACCAACAUCACUGUCACUGUGCUGAAUUCUGAGCAGACUAUGGAGUACUGCUUGGCUCCUUAUAAGGUUGGACGGUGUCGGGGUGCCUUCCCUCGCUGGUACUACAAUCCAGCAACUCAGCAGUGUGAGUCCUUCACUUUUGGUGGCUGUAAACCCAACAAGAAUAAUUACUUACGAGAAGAGGAAUGUAAACUUGCCUGCAAGAAUGUCCAAGGCUCUGUUGAAGAACGGCCAGAGCCAGUGUGCAAUGGAGACUGUCUGCCCUUCUAUUUCAAGUGUGGUGAUGGCUGCUGUAUUGAUAAAUUCCUGGAAUGUGAUGAAACUCCAGAUUGCUCAGAUGGGUCGGAUGAGAAGUCGUGUGACUCAGAUGUUCAAGGAUUCAAUAAACUGCGCAUGAUCAAUGCCUCUGUCAGCCAAGUUCACUGCGUGGAUAUGCCAGAUACAGGGAUGUGCGACAAGAGUUUACCUCGCUGGUACUACGACCCACUGACUGAGAAAUGUGGUCGUUUCACCUAUGGAGGUUGUGAAGGCAACAAGAAUAACUUUGAGGAUGAGGAAGCGUGUAUGAAAUCCUGUGUGGGUGUCACAGCGGAAGACAUGAUUGGCCAGAAAUGGAGAGGACAGGAGCAUCAGCGAGGAGGUUUAAGCUCUUUUGAAGUGGCCUUUGCCGUGCUUCUUGGCGUAUGCAUCAUGAUAGUAUUGGUAAUCCUUGGCUACUUCUUCCUGAAAAACAAGAAGACUUACCGCCGGCGACGCCAGCCACCUACUGCAGCCAACUCCACUCUCUCUUCCGUUCUCUCCACUACUGAGGACACAGAGCAUCUGGUUUACAACAGCACCACAAAGCCUAUUUGAUUCUGAAGUGCUGCCCUCCACUUCUGGUAGUGGGACAGUUUUAUGUACUGUUGAUGAUGCUUUGGGGGGUGGGGAAGCAUAUGGCUGAAGGAUUUCCCCCCUCCAUGUUCCCUGCCCAUAGAUUGUCCAACUCUCGCCAUUUUACUAGCCCUAGCAAUAGUCCUGGGUAUGUGACAGCCCCUGAAGAAGAGCAAUGGCAAGUUUAGUUCUCCUUCCAUUUGCGAUCAUACAUGGACAGCUCCCUUUGUUGAUAUUUCCCUUCAUUCUUUGGGUGGGUGGGAGAGUCAUUUUAAAUAUAAGGACUUGCUGCACCUAUUGAAGGAGCUACGGUUUGAUUUGGUAUGGAAUUCAUCCUCCCACAAACCUAUUGAAGUCUGCAUUUCUUUUUCUAUGUCAUAGGAUUUUGCCUACUUCUUCCUUUCUCCCUCUCUCUCUCAAGACAUGCCACCUUUAAGCCCCCUCCACUAUGCAGGAGUCUAAGUGGUUCAAGAACAGCAGUGCUUCUGAGAGUCUUGUUCAGGUCCCCAUGGCUUUAUCAAUGUGAACUCAGGGUUGCACAUGGCGGUCUUUCAAGAUAACACAUGGAAUAGAAGGUUGAUAGACCCCUGAUAUGAAACCAAUAAUGGGGUCAUCAGCACAGUAGUGCAUCUUAAGUAGCUAGAAUAAGGGCAUCGUGGUAUGCACACAACAUUAUGACCAUCUAGUUUGAAAUGUAUGUAAGAGGAAAUGCAGCUGAAACAUGUUCCUAAGUGAUUGAGAAUCUGGUUCUGCAUUGAUUCUUUUUCUUUGUGUUUUUUUUACAUUUCCCCCACUAUUCCUACCUCCAUGGUUGCCAUUUCUGCUUUUAAUGUUAAAUGACUGUUUAGAGGGUUUUUUUUUUAGUGUUUCACCUGUAUGUAUUUAUUUUUUAGAACCAAAAUGUGACUGGAAAAAUUAUGCUCCUGGUUUUCUAGCUUGUCUCCAAGUACACCAUAAAUCUUGGGGAAUAAAGUGUAAAAAGAAAAAUCCCCUUCAGUGAUGGACAGUGCAAACUCUUCCUUUUCUAAGCUGGUGCCACUUACAGAUUCUUCUUCAUAUACUCU